AGAUUGAAAGACGCAUUAAACCAGCAAAUUUAGUAUUUGAAACUGAUGUAGAUUUGGAAAAUAUUGAUGAUGUUUUUGAAAAAAUAGAUGAAGGUGAAAUAUUAGAAACAAAUGAGAAAAAAAUUGAUUUUACAACUAAUCAACAUCAAAAAUUAAAUCUUAAUGAUUCUUUGGAUACUUAUGGAAUGUUAGAAAAAGUUAAAUAUCAUUUAUAUAAAGCAAUGAAAAUUUAUUGGCAUACUGAAGAAGGAGAUGCACUAAUAUCAGCAAUACUUGAUCCUAGAAUUAAAUCCCUUACUUUUAUUAAUAAUCAAGAUUCAAAAGAUCAAGCAAAGACAUUAUUACAAAAUAAAUAUAAUAUACUUAAAGGAGAAAAUUUAUCACCAAUAUUACCAGAAAUAAGAUCAACACCAUCACGAAGUUCUCUUUAUCAAACAUCAUUAUUUUCUAUUUUUGAAAAACAACAAACUUAA
This is a messenger RNA of Funneliformis caledonium, 473 nucleotides long. The record is from the annotation of a GenBank genome assembly. NCBI's taxonomy places the organism in Eukaryota, Fungi, Glomeromycota, Glomeromycetes, Glomerales, Glomeraceae.